Paramuricea clavata is the source of this 313-nucleotide messenger RNA. Lineage: Eukaryota; Metazoa; Cnidaria; Anthozoa; Malacalcyonacea; Plexauridae. The record is from the annotation of a GenBank genome assembly.
UCAAUGAAAGAAGCGAAUAUCCCAUCACCACUUAAGUCAUCUAUUGUAAUUCCAGUUCCGAAGAUAUCACCUCCUCAAACAAUUGGAAAUGAUCUCCGCCCAAUCUCGCUUACUUCCUCAAUGGCAAAAGUUAUGGGAGGCUUUACUUGCACUAGAUUAUUAAAGGACUUGGAAGGAAAAAUCGACCCUCGCCAAUAUGCCCCCAAAGGGCACUCAACAACAGAUGCCCUUCUCUACAUGAUGCAAACAAUUCAUGAGGCAUUGGACGGGGGCGAAGCUGGUGCUCGUACCUUCUUCGCAGACUUCUCAAAAG